Lacerta agilis (Sand lizard) is the source of this 1536-nucleotide messenger RNA. Its product is annotated as phospholipase A and acyltransferase 3-like. The record is from RefSeq and is a predicted model, not a curated record. The coding region runs from base 103 to 600 and encodes 165 amino acids. Gene Ontology annotation, cellular component: cytoplasm. Lineage: Eukaryota; Metazoa; Chordata; Lepidosauria; Squamata; Lacertidae. The transcript has 4 exons. Gene Ontology annotation, molecular function: glycerophospholipid phospholipase A1 activity; A2-type glycerophospholipase activity. Gene Ontology annotation, biological process: N-acylphosphatidylethanolamine metabolic process.
CUCCGCCCUGCCUGCAGCUGUCCAUAAUCGCUGAACUAAGCCACUGUCUGCUGGCGAGGGUGGAGGAUCCCGUCCGGGCCGGCCUGCCUGCAGCUCCUCAAGAUGUCUGGCUAUAUAGAGCCAAAGCCCGGAGACCUGAUAGAGAUUUCCCGUGUGGGCUACCAGCACUGGGCCAUCUACGUGGGUUCCGGUUAUGUGAUCCACCUGGCUCCCUCAGAUGACUUAUACCAGGCCAGCACCUCCAGCCUGAUGUCUGCCCUGUCCGAAAAAGCCGUGGUGAAGAAGGAACUCCUGUGGAGCAUCGUCGGGGACGACGCCUGCCGCAUCAACAACAAAUACGAUCAGAAAUACGAACCGCUCCCGGCGAACAAAAUCAUUCAGGAGGCGGAGGCACUCCUGGGCAAAGAAAUCCGCUACAGCUUGGCCAGCGAGAACUGCGAACAUUUUGUCACCAGGCUGCGCUACGGAACGGCUAGGAGCGACCAGGUGAGAGACACCUUGGUUGCUGGCACAGUAGGGCUGUUUGGCGUAGGCCUCGUGGCUAUUGCGGCGACAGUGGUCAGCAGCUUAUUCCUGCCCAGAAGGCACAGAGAGGAAUGAAUAAAUGGCUGUGCACUCCUCCACCGAUCCCCGUGGCGGGGAAUCCUCUCCUGCUAGAAACGUAGCCUCUUUCCUAGUCUGUUUCAAAUUCUGAAACCAGUGCAGUUCAGGAGACGACGCUUUCGCUUUUAAAAGCAAGGUGCUGCUCAGCGAAGGUUAAACAUGUUGACUUUGUGCUGUUAUACCGGGAAUGUUUUCAAGGGCAUCUUAUAGAAACCUCACAGUUUCAGUGCCAAGGGUUUUUUGGGGUGGGGUGAGAGGUUGGGGGUGUCCUGGGGUCACAUGCCAGCGUCUUCCUCACUGCUGUCACCCACUCUUGCCGUGGGCCCAAUCCGCACGGAUGCCCAGAGGAAGAGCGCAUGUCAUGUGGGGAGUGUGGGAAGUGUUCCCUGAAGGAGUAGAGAUGCUUAACUCUGUAUGUAAUAUUAUCCCAGAAAUCAAGUAUGAACACUGACAAGGACCUGAACCAUAGGGUGUAGCCAAUGUGCUGGCCCAUUUAAGUUAACAGGCAUGCCUAAGCAAGGUUAAUUAAUUUCAAUGGGUUUAUUCUGAGCAGAACAUAGCUGCGUACAAGACACAGAAACCAGCCUGCUCAUUCUGUUCCUCAAAGGGGGCUGGCAUGUCACAUUUGCACUCCUUGUUUCCUCACCACCUGAAGUGUGCUUGGCAGGCACGACUGACACAGCCUUCUCAGUGGUGGCACCUGAGCUGUGGGAAUCCCCUGCUGCAGGAGAUUUAGCUAGCUCUCCUUUCUAUGUCUUUUUGGACACCAGAUAAAACUUCUUCUUUUUUCUUUUAAAGGAUGCCCCUUUUCUAGAUAGCCACAUUGAGAGACAAGCUCACGACAGCCUGUUUUAUGACCGCUGCUUGCUGUUUCUCUCCUUCUAGAAUUUUGUCUUAGGUACCUUUGGUCUGUUGACUUUUGUAAAAAAAAAA